Anopheles nili is the source of this 11615-nucleotide messenger RNA. RefSeq lists its product as uncharacterized. The record is from RefSeq and is a predicted model, not a curated record. The coding region runs from base 811 to 11490 and encodes 3559 amino acids. The transcript is spliced from 22 exons. Gene Ontology annotation, biological process: Notch signaling pathway. NCBI's taxonomy places the organism in Eukaryota, Metazoa, Arthropoda, Insecta, Diptera, Culicidae. Gene Ontology annotation, molecular function: Notch binding; calcium ion binding.
GGAGCCAGCAAGGUGUCCGUGCUCCGUGCAGUCCGAGUCCGCGGCUGGUCUCUUCGAGGCAGCUCCACAGCAAGGUGAGCAGCGCGUCCAAAAAAGAAAAAAAAAGAAACGAAUAAAAAACUCCCGUUUGGCCUGGAUUGGGCUCCCGUGGCCAAUCUGCUCUCUGCGCUUUCCCGUUGGUGGAAAACCCCUUGCAAGGGGGUGGUGAAUGUGGCUUAAAGGUGAACGCGAUUCGUGCGCGAUUUUUCGGUAGUGAGAACUUAUCGUUGGCGUGCCGUUCGGGCGUUGGUUGCGGGAGGUGUCCCGUGGUCGAUCGCGACUUUACUGUUAGCCCUGCAGUGUGAUCCACGUCCCAGUGUGUCCGAGUGCGUGUGUGUGUGUGUGUGCGUGCGUGCGUGUGUGUUGUGCCCGUGGCCCCGUUUUGCUAACCCGGGGAAGGCGAAAUAUUCGCCCGAAGAAACCGAAUCCAGUGAAAAUCUUCUCCACACCCAUUCUCGCUUCUCACCCAACCGCCAACCCUGCACCCACACACCUUACCCGUGCCACGAGUGCGGGCGGGGGUGCCCAUUGACCGCUCCUUACCGCUCCCCAAAAGGGGGAGGAUCCCGGGAGCGAAACCAGUAGUGAAUGUGGAUGUGAAAUCGCGAAGGAACCCAGCACCGUGCGCCGCGAAGAAGGCAAACAACAACAGGAGAACGACGAGGCGCGAGGAGGCGUGGAGCAGGGGAGGAGGAGAGAGAGAGAGAGGAGAGAAAAAGAAGGCAAAAAAAACUGGGGACGUAGACAAUUUCUAAGUCAGAAGCUACCAACAUGUACACGCUCCCUAAAUGCUGGACCCUGCUGCUGAUAGUCGCCGUAACGGGAAUAGCCACUGAGGAUGUGCUUACAUGUCCAAAUGGCUGGAAACUACGAGGGCUGCACUGCUACAAGUACUUCAACGUGAAACACUCGUGGGAAAAGUCGGCCAUACUAUGCAAAAGGUACGGUUCCGAGCUGGUGACGGUGGACUCGUACGACGAGAACAACGCCACGUACCAGAUUGCGACAGGCAGCGAGUACAGGACGCGAAAUAACGUCAAGUACUGGCUUGGAUUCGCGUCCCUUGACGACUUGAGGACGAACACGCUUGAGUCGACGUCCGGUGAUCUGUUUUCGCAGUACUCCGGCUUCUGGGCAAUCAACGAACCAAAUCCGCAAGCGGGCGAAUGUGUCGCGGCCAACCUCGGCGCUGUCGAGCAGAGCUGGGAAUUGCGAUCCUGCGAGACGUUGUUGCCAUUCAUGUGUAAGGCUCGAGCCUGCCCACAGCAGUCGUUCCACUGUUCGAACGGAGCCUGCGUUAACCAGGCGUACCGGUGUGAUGGCAACGAUGACUGCGGUGAUGGCAGUGACGAGCUGGACUGCAGUGCCAGCUGCAACAUCUAUAUGGCCUCGGGUGGGGACGUGAUCGAGUCACCGAACUUCCCGCAGAAGUACACCUCGCUGCGAUCGUGCAAGUGGACGCUCGAGGGUCCGCAGGGUAGCAACAUCAUCCUGCAGUUCCAGGAGUUCGACACGGAGAAGAACUUCGACACGGUGCAGAUUCUGGUUGGCAGUCGCACCGAGGACACGGCCGUCUCACUGGCGACGCUCUCGGGCAAGGGUGAUGUACCGGCUCGGACGUUCAUCACCGCGUCCAACUUCAUGAUCGUGAAGUUUACCUCGGAUGGAAGCGUCGAGAAGAAGGGUUUCCGUGCGACAUGGAAGACGGAACCGCAAACGUGCGGUGGUGCGUUGCAAGCGAGCAAACAGGAACAGUACCUCAAGAGUCCGGGUUUCCCGCAAGCGUACCCGGGUGGGAUCGAGUGUUUGUACGUGAUCAGCGCGCGAAAAGGAUACACCGUGUCGCUUGACGUGCAGGAUCUUGACCUCAACGCUGACAGUGACUUUUUGCUGGUGCGAGACGGUGACAGUGCACAUGACAGGCCGAUCGCGAAACUGACAGGAACACUCCAGGAUCGAUCGAGUCGCGUUAUCAUCUCCACUGGCAACAAGCUGUACUUGUACUUCAGUACGGCUCUAGCGCAGCCAGCUCGUGGCUUUAACAUUCGGUAUGUGGAGGGUUGUACGGCGGCCGUGAAUGCGGCCAAUGGCACAGUCUCUUCACCGGCGCACGGACUCGCACCGUACCCGAACAACCAGGAAUGUUACUUCGUCAUCCACAACCCAUCCGGUAAGCCUCUAUCGAUGCGCUUCGUUGACUUUGACGUGCAUCGGUCCGACCUGGUGCAGGUGUUCGACGGACCCUCGACUUCUGGAGUACGCCUACACGCUGGCAAUGGUUUCACGGACAGCAAUGCACCUAAGAUCACGCUCACGGCCUCCUCAGGCAAGAUGCUGCUCAAGUUCAUCACUGACGCACUGUACAACGCCAAGGGUUGGUCCGCAGAGUUUUCGGCUGACUGUCCCGAGCUGAAGCCGGGCAUGGGAGCGAUCUCGAGCAGUCGAGACACCGCGUUUGGAACCGUCAUCAACUUCACGUGUCCAGUUGGGCAAGAGUUCGCUACGGGCAAGAACCGCAUCACGACCGUCUGCCAGAAUGGCGGCAACUGGAGUGCCAGCUACAUCCCCGACUGUCAAGAGGUGUACUGUGGUCCAGUGCCACAGAUCGACAACGGUUUCUCGUUCAAGACGACCAAUGUGACAUAUCGCGGCGUUGCGACCUACCAGUGUUAUGCUGGGUUCGCGUUCGGGUCCGGCCUGGCCACGGAGACCAUCUCCUGUCUGGCUGACGGAACCUGGGAGCGACAACCGGCUUGUAUGGCGUCACAAUGCCCACCACUGCCAGAAGUGGCACACGCGAAUGUCACCGUGUUGAACGGAGGUGGACGCAGCUACGGUACGAUCAUCAGCUACGAAUGCAUCCCGGGUUAUGUGCGCACAGGUCGACCCAUCCUGAUCUGCAUGUCCAACGGCCAGUGGAGCAGUGCUGUGCCGAGUUGUUCACGCAAGCAGUGUUACAAGAUUCCGGACAUCCAGAAUGGGUACGUCGUGGACAAGACGCGCGAGUACUUCUUCGGGGAUGAAGCACGCGUCCAGUGCUACAAGGGCUACCGUUUGAUUGGCUCGCACACUGUCAAGUGCAGCGAGCAGCAAGACUUCUCUAAUGUUCCGGUCUGUGAAGAUAUUGAUGAAUGUCAAACGUCACAGUGUGACGCAUCGUCGACCGAGUGCAUGAACGCGGCCGGGUCGUUCCAUUGCAAGUGUAAAACGGGUUACACCUCGUCCAUGGAAUGCCGCCCCGUGGUCGAUCUAGGCCUCUCAAACGGUGGUAUAUCCGACGACAGCGUAACGGUGUCAUCAACAGCAAAUGGCUACGACAAAGGCAUGAUUCGUCUCAACUCCGUGGGCUGGUGUGGCAGCGGAAAGGAACGUGGCUCGAACUGGGUGAUCAUCGACCUGAAAGCACCGACCAUCGUGCGCGGCUUCCGGACCAUGUCCGUGCAGCGGAUGGACGGGGCGUUGGCCUUCACGUCCGCGAUUCGGCUCGAGUACUCGGACGACAUGACGGACGUGUUCAAGGACUACGCCAACCCGGACGGAACGGCGGUUGAGUUCCGCAUUCUGGAGCCGACCCUUUCGAUUCUGAACCUCCCGAUGCCGAUCGAGGCGCGGUAUAUCAAGUUCAAGAUCCAGGAUUUCGUUGUGGCACCGUGUAUCAAGCUCGAGAUCAUGGGUUGCACGCGGCUCGACUGUUUGGACGUAAACGAGUGCGCUAAGGAUAAUGGAGGGUGCAACCAGAAGUGCGUCAACUCGCCGGGAUCGUACAAGUGCGCUUGUAACUUUGGUUACGAGUUGUUCCGCCAGAAUGGCACUGAAGGAUUCUUCAUCGAACGACAUGAGACUGGUGAGCAGGAUGGUGAUGUGUACCAGCGCAACAAGACGUGCGUGCGCAAGAUGUGUCCCGCAUUGUCCGAUCCGGAGAAUGGCAAGCUUUUGAGCAGUGAGCUGCAGCAUCAUUUUGGAGACGUCGUACGGUUCCAUUGCAACUUCGGCUACGUGCUGUCGGGUAGUUCAUCGUUGUCUUGUAUGUCGAAUGGAAACUGGAACGCCUCCAUGCCAAAGUGCUUGAGUGCCAAGUGUGUCUCACUACCGGAUGACGAGAAGGAGGGCCUGUUCGUAAAACGCGGGGAUCAGAACGAUAUCCUGGUGCCGUUCAGCGAGAACGUGACGCUUGAGUGUGGAACAGCUGGGAAGCAGAUCGGCCGGACGGCGAUAUCAACCUUCCGGCAGUGUGUGUUCGAUCCACAACCGGGCUAUCCGGACUACUGGCUCUCGGGUGUGUUGCCAACCUGUUCGCGGGCCGAUUGUGGCGUUCCAAUGCCAACGGCCGGAGCAGAGUACGGUCAGUACGCUGACACGCGCUAUAUGAGCUCGUUCUUCUUCGGCUGCCAGAACACAUUCAAGCUGGCGGGUCAGACCACCAUGAACGAUAAUGUGGUUCGUUGUCAGGCGAACGGCGUGUGGGACUUUGGUGAUCUUCGGUGCGAGGGUCCGGUGUGUGUGGAUCCUGGUCGACCAAACGAUGGCUUCCAGGUGGCGAACAGCUACGAACAAAACUCGGAAGUACUGUUCGGAUGCUCAAGGGCCGGCUACAUCCUAAUCAACCCGCGACCGAUCACGUGCGUGAAGCAGCCAGAGUGUAAGACGAUCAAACCGAUCGGCAUCUCGUCGGGACUGAUCCCGGACAGUGCAAUCAACGCAACAUCUGAACGGGCGAACUACGAGGCACGAAACGUGCGCCUGAACUCGGUCACAGGUUGGUGCGGCAAGCAGGAGACGUUCACGUACGUGAGCGUCGAUCUUGGCAAGGUACACCGCGUGAAGGCGCUGCUUGUGAAGGGUGUCGUCACAAACGACAUCGUAGGCCGCCCCACCGAGAUCCGGUUCUUCUACAAGCAGUCUGAGAAGGAGGACUACGUCGUGUACUUCCCGAAUUUCAACCUCACGAAGCGCGAUCCGGGCAACUACGGUGAGCUGGCCAUGAUCACGCUACCAAAGUACGUGCAGGCACGCUUUGUGAUCCUUGGCAUUGUGAGCUACAUGGACAACCCGUGUCUGAAGUUUGAGCUGAUGGGUUGCGAAGAACCUGCCGCUGAUCCGCUGCUUGGUUACGACUACGGUUACUCACCGUGCGUCGACAACGAGCCACCGAUCUUCCAGAACUGCCCGCAGCAACCGAUCCUGGUGAAACGUGGUCCUAAUGGCGAGGUCCUGCCGCUCAACUUCACCGAACCGACGGCCUUGGACAACUCUGGUUCGAUUGCGCGACUCGAGGUAAAACCACCACACUUCAAACCGACAGCAAACGUGCUCGAGAACACGGUUGUGAAGUACAUCGCGUACGAUUACGACGGUAACGUGGCUAUCUGCGAGAUCAACAUAACUGUGCCGGACAUCACGCCACCACUGCUCGACUGCCCGCAGAGCUUCGUGAUCGAGCUGGGUGAGAAGCAGCAGAAUUACUACGUCAACUUUAACGACACUGUCCGGCGCGUGAAGGCCUCGGACGCGUCUGGGGACGUGCGCAUUGAAUACGUACCAGAAGCGGCCUCAAUCCCACUCGGAGGUUUCCGCAACGUGACCGUCGUUGCGACGGAUCGGUUCAACAACCGUGCAACCUGCCACUUCCAGGUGUCCGUUCAACCGACCCAAUGCGUCGAUUGGGACCUACAAGCACCUGGCAAUGGGGAUAUCCGCUGUACCACUCAAGAGUCGGGAGGAGUCGAGUGCGAGGCCACGUGUAACGCUGGUUUCCGGUUCACGGAUGCGGACAAGAAGAAGGUGUUCACGUGCAAGAAGGGCCGUUUCUGGAAGCCAUCUUCGGUCGUACCGGAUUGCGUGUCGGAGAACACACAGCGUGCCGAUUACCAGGUGGUCGCGACUACGACCUACCGCGCGAAUGGCGUCGUAUCGGAGCAAUGUUUGCCGCAGUAUCAGGAACAAACAGCACAGCACUUCAGCAGCCUGAGCAGCGUGCUGUCACAACGUUGUUCGGCCGUGUACGUCAACAUGAACGUAACGAUCUUGCGAUCGGUGCCGCGUUUGCUUGAAGAGAACGUCGUGCAGAUGGACUUCAUCCUGUUGAUCGACCCAGCUGUGAAGCAACCGCAACUGUACGACCUGUGCGGUUCUACGCUGAAUCUCAUCUUCGACCUGAGUGUGCCGUACGCAAGUGCCGCCAUCGAACCGUUGUCCAACGUACGAUCGAUCGGUAACGAGUGUCCACCACUGCGUGCCCUUAAGAGCUCCAUCUCGCGUGGAUUCACGUGUGGUGUCGGUGAGGUGUUGAACAUGGACACGAGUGAUGUACCGCGGUGUCUGCACUGUCCAGCUGGUACAUAUGCCGGUGAGGGUCAGAAGGCUUGUUCACCUUGCUCGAAGGGUUUCUACCAGCAUCGUGAACGACAGGGUUCGUGUCUCAAGUGCCCAGUUGGGACGUACACGCGUGAGGAUGGCUCUAAGGCCGUCCAAGAUUGUGUGCCCAUCUGCGGUUAUGGUACCUACUCACCUACCGGUCUUGUGCCGUGUCUCGAGUGCCCAAGAAACUCCUUCUCGGCAGUUCCACCACUCGGUGGAUUCCGCGAUUGUCAGGCCUGCCCAAGUGGUACCUUCACGUAUCAACCGGCUGCUCAGAGUGAAUCCGAUUGUCGACGCAAGUGUCCUGCUGGAUCGUACUCACACACAGGCCUAGCACCAUGUUCGCCUUGCCCCAAACACUAUUACCAGAAGGGUGAGGGCGCCACCGGAUGUACCGAGUGUCCUUCAGGACGACGUACGGACACGGUUGGUUCGGUAACGGCCGACGAUUGCAAACCGAUCACGUGUAACGAGAACAGCUGCCAACAUGGUGGAUUGUGCGUGCCACUCGGUCACGAUAUCCACUGUUUCUGUCCGGCCGGUUUCUCUGGAUCACGGUGUGAACUGGACAUCGACGAAUGUGCCUCGCAGCCGUGUUACAACGGUGGAACCUGUCGCGAUCUACCUCAAGGAUACGAAUGCCGAUGCGCACGUGGCUACACCGGUAUUAACUGCCAGGAAGCGAAGAGUGAUUGCGAUGCGGAUCCAUGCCCGGCCAGAGCCAUGUGCAAGGACGAACCGGGUUUCGGCAACUACACGUGCAUGUGCCGCAGCGGGUACACCGGUGACAACUGUGACAUCACGAUCGACCCAUGCUCGGCUGGUGAAAACCCAUGCGGUAACGGAGCCACGUGUGUGGCGCUACAACAGGGUCGCUUCCGGUGCGAAUGCACACCCGGUUGGGAGGGCCACCUGUGCUCGGUUAACACGGACGAUUGUGCUGAAAAGCCGUGUCUUUUGGGAGCGAAUUGCACGGAUUUGGUGAACGAUUUCAGCUGCACAUGUCCAGCCGGAUUCGCGGGAAAACGCUGCCAGGAUAAGGUGAACCUGUGCCUUUCGGAACCCUGCAAUCACGGUAUGUGUGUGGAUCGGUACUUCUACCACGAGUGCGUGUGCAACCCAGGCUGGACCGGGUCGGCUUGUGAUGUCAACAUGGACGAGUGCGAUGGUGCACCCUGCGAAAAUGGCGGCGUUUGUACGGAUCUCGUCAACGAUUACCAGUGCACGUGCGCUGAUGGUUACACCGGCAAGAACUGCCAACACGCGGUGGAUGAUUGCGCAAGCGCGCCUUGUCAGAAUGGUGGCAGUUGCGUGGAUCGAUUGGAUGGAUUCGCGUGCCAAUGCCGACCUGGAUACGUGGGUGUGCAGUGUGAGACGGACCGAAACGAGUGCCUAAGCGAUCCAUGCAGUCCAAUCGGUACGGAGAAGUGUACGGAUCGAGAGAAUGCAUUCGAAUGUGUCUGCCGGCAGGGCUUCGAGGGUCGGCUGUGUGACACCGACAUUGAUGAUUGCGAGUACGCACCUUGCCAGAAUGGUGGCACUUGUCUUGACCGAGUCGGUGGCUUUGAGUGUGAAUGUCCACCUGGUUGGACGGGUGAACGAUGCGAUGCUCAGGUGACGGCAUGUGAUGCUGAACGACCGUGCAAGAAUGAUGCUCAGUGCAUCGAUCUGUUUGAGGACUUCUUCUGCGUGUGCCCGAGCGGAACGGAUGGCAAAAAGUGUGAGACGGCACCGGAUCGGUGUAUCGGUCAGCCAUGUAUGCAUUCGGGUCAAUGCAAGGAUUACGGAUCUGGAUUGAACUGCUCGUGCUCGAUGGAUUUCACGGGUGUUGGAUGUCAGUACGAGUUCGACGCUUGUGAGGCUGGUACGUGCCAGAACGGAGCGACUUGUGUUGAUCGGGGUGCUGGGUAUCAAUGCGUUUGCCCACCGGGAUACACUGGACGGAACUGCGAACAUGAUCAGGUGGACUGUAAGGAUAACUCCUGCCCACCGGGUGCCGUUUGCGUGGAUCUGAACAACGACUUCUACUGCCAGUGUCCGUUCAACCUGACUGGAGAUGAUUGUCGCAAGUCGGUACAAAUCGACUACGAUCUGUACUUCAGCGAUCCCUAUCACUCGUCCGCCUCGCAGGUGGUUCCAUUCUACACGACCGCCUCUGACAGCCUUACGGUGGCCAUGUGGGUACAGUUUGCGCAGAAAGAUGACACGGGUAUCUUCAUCACGCUAUAUUCCGCAAACGCACCGAACGUGAUCACGAAACGCAGGACAAUGUUGCAGGCCCACUCGAGCGGCGUUCAGGUGUCGUUCUUCGAGGAUCUGCAGGACGUGUUCCUGCCAUUCAAGGAGUACAGCACCAUCAACGAUGGACAGUGGCACCACAUCGCCGUAGUGUGGAACGGAAAAACGGGACAGCUCAUGCUUAUCACUGAAGGCUUCAUCGCCAGCAAGGCGGAGUACGGCUUGAACCAAGCCCUGCCCAAGUACUGUUGGCCAGUGCUGGGUGCUCCGCUGAUGGACGGCAACCGAAAGGAAGCGUACAGUGACCUCGGCUUCCAGGGUAAGCUGACAAAGGUGCAGAUCUGGAGCCGCGCGCUAGACGUAACGAACGAGAUCCAGAAGCAGGUGCGCGAUUGCCGCAGUGAACCGGUUUUGUACAAAAACCUCGUGUUAAAUUGGGCCGGAUACGAGCAGACGCUCGGUGGAGUGCAACGAUCGGUCCCGUCAACUUGUGGUCAACGGAAAUGCCGCCCUGGAUAUGCUGGUCCGAACUGCCAACAACUCCAGGUGGAUCGUGAACCGCCCCAGAUCGAGUACUGCCCAUCGGACCUGUGGAUUGAGGCGAAGAACGGCUCGACAGUGGUGAACUGGGAAGAACCACGAUUCACGGACAACAUCGGUAUCUCGAAGAUCGUCGAAAGGAACGGCCACCGAUCAGGCGAAACGCUACUGUGGGGUAUCUACGAGGUCAUGUACCUGGCGUACGAUGCCGCUGGCAACACUGCCGCUUGCAGCUUUACGGUGACGAUCGUGGCCGAUUUUUGUCCAGCACUGGCUGAUCCUCUCGGUGGGUCACAAAGCUGUAAGGAUUGGGGCGCAGGAGGGCAGUUCAAAGUGUGCGAGAUCGCGUGCAACUCUGGCAUGAAGUUCUCGCAGGUUGUUCCGAGGUUCUACACCUGCGGUACUGAGGGCUUCUGGAGGCCAACUGCCCAACCGAACGUGCCACUCGUCUAUCCGUCUUGCUCGCCAACGAAACCAGCCCAACGGCUGGUUCGCAUCCAGAUGCAGUUCCCAUCGGACGUGUUGUGUAACGAGGCUGGCCAGGGAGUGCUGCGACAACGCAUCAAGAUGGCGAUCAAUGCACUCAAUCGCGACUGGAACCUGUGCUCGUACUCGAUGGAGGGCUCGCGCGAAUGUCGUAACGUCGAGAUUGAUGUCCAGUGCAACAAGAACCGGCAUCCGAACAUCGUGAAGCGUCAGGCAGCCGUGUUGCAGGUUUCUCCAAAUCCCGAGAGCGCAUACGCCGUCAAUGCAACCAUCCCAAUCAAGAGUGAGAUCGUCAGCAACUCAAACGGACAGCGAGUCAGCACACUGAGCCUGCUGGAGAAGCUCAUCCUGGAGGACAACCAGUUCGCGGUGCAGGACAUCCUGCCGAACACGUUUGGAGAUGCGGCGUCGCUAAACCUCAUCACGGAGUACGCUUGCCCACCGGGACAGGUCGUGGUCGAACCGGACUGCGUACCAUGCGCUGUAGGAACAUUCUACAACUCGACCAGCAAGGCGUGUCUGCCUUGUCCAGAAGGAUCGUACCAGCCCGAGAUCGGUCAGUUGCAGUGCAAGAGCUGCCCGAAUAUUGCCGGUCGUGCGGGUGUGACGGCACUCGUUGGCGCUAGAUCAGCCGUCGAAUGCAAAGAACGAUGUGCUGCCGGUAAAUACCUGGACUCGGUUACCGGGCUUUGCCAACCGUGCGGUUUUGGUUACUACCAGCCCAACGAAGGAUCGUUCUCCUGCGAGAACUGCGGCUUAGGACAGACGACGCGAACGGCUGAGGCGACAAGCCGUAGCGAGUGUCGGGACGAGUGUAAUUCCGGUAUGCAGCUUGGCCUGGAAGGCAAAUGUGAGCCGUGUCCACGUGGCACUUACCGCAAACAGGGCGUUCAUUCGUCGUGUCUUGCGUGUCAGAAUGGCCGUACGACGGCUAAGCUGGGCUCGUCCAGCGUCGAGGAGUGCUCGUUGCCGGUCUGUUCACCUGGUACCUACCUCAAUGGCACGUUGAACGUGUGUGUCGAAUGCCGCAAGGGCUUCUAUCAAGCUGAGUUCCAGCAAACUUCGUGCAUUCCGUGUCCACCAAACCACACCACUCGAAGCACGGCAGCGAAUAACAAAAAUGAGUGCAUCAACCCGUGCGAAGACGUGCAGGAUGGUUCGCCACGUUGCGACCCUAAUGCGUUCUGCAUACUGAUCCCAGAGACGUCCGAUUUCAAGUGCGAGUGCAAGCCAGGCUUCAAUGGCACGGGAAUGGAGUGUUCGGACAUGUGCAAUGGUUUCUGCGAGAACUCUGGUCACUGCGUCAAGGAUGCCAAGGGUAUGCCGUCCUGUAGAUGCAAGGGAUCGUUUACUGGUACGAAGUGUACGGAGCGGUCUGAGUUCGCGUACAUCGCCGGUGGCGUAGCAGCCACCGUUAUCUUCAUCAUACUCAUCGUGCUGCUCAUCUGGAUGAUAUGCGCCCGAGCCAACCGCAAACGGGACCCGAAGAAGAUCAUCUCACCAGCUGCGGAUCAGACGGGAUCGCAGGUUAACUUCUACUACGGAGCUCACACGCCAUAUGCCGAGAGUAUUGCUCCGUCGCACCACAGCACUUACGCGCAUUAUUAUGACGACGAGGAGGACGGUUGGGAGAUGCCCAACUUCUACAAUGAGACGUAUCUUAAAGAUGAUCAAUUCAUCGGAGUUCAAGGUGCCAACGGAAAGCUUAAUUCGUUGGCUCGAUCUAAUGCAUCGUUGUACGGUACGAAGGACGAUCUAUACGAUCGGCUAAAACGUCACGCUUAUACCGGUAAAAAAGACAAAAGUGACACGGACAGUGAGGAGCAUUAGGCAUCGUUGUUUAGUUUAAGGCUUAGCUCAUAUUAAAAUCCCUUCGAAAUACUCUUGUAUAAAAAUAUUAAGUAGAACAAGACGAAAGAGGACGAACAAAAAACAAGAACAACAUAACGAAACAC